AUGCGCCGCUACUUUCUACUACUUCUGGUGAAAUGCUAGAUAGGAGUGCAUCUCCUCUAGUUAACUUGCAUCCUGGGCUACAAGCACCUUACUCACCGUUGGAUACUGAAAGUUCUAAUUGGAAUUACAUGAAGAUGGCAUCCUUCAUUGAUACUGGUGCUUCAAGAGUGAAUCAGUUAAUGCCUAGAGUUAAUCCUCUUGAUACUCAAGCAUUGAACAGUUCAUCGAACUAUCUAUGUCCUGCUACAAAAGUUGAAGGUUUGGAGGAUUUCUCACAUUCAAGGAUUGGAUUACCAUUGCCAAAUACUCAUGAAGAACAAGCAAACAUUUCCAAAGAUAUUGAUUAUGAAGAACCUGCAAAAAUUGGUGUUUUGAAGAAGCCGAAGUCAAAACAUUGUUCAAGCGUCGCUCAGCAAGCUGAAGAAACCAUGGAAACAAAAAAAGACAGACCUUCUAAAGCUAUAAGUAGUCGGAUAUAUAGAGCUAAGGUUGCCGAAGCAUUUAAGGCCUUGAAAAAUGCUCUACCAUGUUCUGAAACGGGUAAUCAGACAUCUAUGCUAGAUAAUGUCAUAGAUUAUAUCAAGUAUUUGAAACUUCGGCUAAAGGUAUUGAGUCAAACCAGAUUGAAUGGUGAAGCCUCGGCUCAUUCUUUUGUUGAUAUUGAGGGUUUUGGUCACUACUUACUCCAUCCUCAGGCAUGCUUUGAACCUCUUGAGGAAAUGGUUGGACAUCUUCUGAAGUCAAACCCACAGGUGGCCAAUGAGCUGCUCGAACACAAAGGCUUCGCCAUUGUGCCCAUGGAUUCUGCCUACGCUAUUCUUCAGACUAGCUUGAACCCUUGUUCCAAUUCCUGCCAGUGAUGAUCAAAUUUUGCGUACAAUAAGAUUUUUUUUAGGCCAUUUCAUAGCCUUAUACAUCGUAGUUAUCGACUUUUUCUGGUUCGCUUGAGCUGCAUGCUUGAUGUUGACGUAGCUAUGGUUUUCCUUCGCACUUGAUGCUCUUUCAAUGAAAUAUUCGAUUUAGACAUAAGGAACAGUAUUGUUUUCGAGUAAAAGUUUUUUUCCUUUGCUUA
This is a messenger RNA of Dendrobium catenatum, 1072 nucleotides long. RefSeq lists its product as uncharacterized. The coding region runs from base 33 to 860 and encodes 275 amino acids. The record is from RefSeq and is a predicted model, not a curated record. NCBI's taxonomy places the organism in Eukaryota, Viridiplantae, Streptophyta, Magnoliopsida, Asparagales, Orchidaceae. Gene Ontology annotation, molecular function: protein dimerization activity. The transcript is spliced from 8 exons.